GGACGACGGAAGCGCGCUUGCUCCGCGGGCAGUGAAUGCGCAGGCGCUUCUGCUGGUUCUCUGCAGGCGCCAAUUCCGGAGUCCAGUGGCUGGCUACUUCUCCUGUGUUGAAGCUGAACAUCCUUUAGAAUCCUGUCAACCUCCCAACUGCAGAGACGGUGACAUUGCUUUGAACAAGGAGACAAGUGACUGACUUCCUAGGAAGUGUUCUGGCCCGGCUUUUGUCGUCCUCCCUGAAUUUGAAGAACUAUGGAGAACUGGUCCUGGAUGACACUCGUGGUCUUAGUAGGACUCACAGUGCGGUGGACGGUAUCUCUUAACCCUUACUCAGGUGCUGGGAAACCCCCAAUGUUUGGUGAUUAUGAAGCUCAGAGACACUGGCAAGAAAUUACCUUUAAUUUGCCAGUAAAAGAGUGGUAUUUUAACAGCAGCGAUAACAAUUUACAGUACUGGGGACUGGACUACCCACCGCUCACGGCCUAUCACAGUCUCCUGUGUGCAUAUGUGGCGAGGUUUAUAAAUCCUGACUGGGUUGCUCUGCACACAUCACGCGGAUAUGAGAGUCAGGAACAUAAGCUCUUCAUGCGUGCCACAGUUUUAGUUGCUGAUCUGCUCAUUUACAUCCCAGCGGUGCUUUUGUACUGUAACUCCUUAAAAGAAAGCUCACCAAAGAGAAAGAUUGCUAGUGCAUUGUGCAUAUUGCUGUAUCCAGGUCUUAUUCUUAUCGACUAUGGACAUUUUCAGUAUAAUUCUGUGAGUCUUGGCUUUGCUUUGUGGGGUGUUCUUGGAGUAUCUUGUGACUGGGACCUGCUAGGGUCAUUGGCGUUUUGCUUAGCUCUAAAUUAUAAACAGAUGGAGCUCUACCAUUCCCUGCCUUUUUUUUGCUUUUUACUUGGCAAAUGUUAUAAAAAGGGCCUCAGAGGAAAGGGGUUUGAGUUGUUGAUUAAGAUAGCCUGUACUGUCGUGGCUUCCUUCCUUCUGUGUUGGUUGCCCUUCUUUACAGAAAGGGAACACGCCCUACAGGUUCUAAGAAGACUCUUCCCUAUUGAUCGUGGAUUGUUUGAGGAUAAAGUAGCCAAUAUUUGGUGCAGCAUUAACGUUUUUCUGAAGAUUAAGGACAUUUUGCCUCGUCACAUCCAAUUAGCAAUCAGCUUUUGCCUUACGUUUUUGAGCUUGCUUCCUGCAUGUAUAAAGUUGACCCUUCAGCCCUCUUCCAAGGGAUUCAGAUUUACUCUGGUUAGCUGUGCACUGUCAUUCUUUCUGUUUUCUUUCCAAGUACAUGAAAAGUCCAUUCUCUUGGUGUCACUGCCAGUUUGCUUAGUUUUAAAUGAAAUUCCUUUCAUGUCAACUUGGUUUUUACUAGUGUCAACAUUUAGCAUGCUGCCUCUUCUGUUAAAGGAUGACCUCCUGAUGCCCUCCGUUGUGACAACGAUGGCGUUUUUAGUAGCUUGUGCCACUUUCUUUCCAGUGUGUGAGAGCAUUUCCGAAGAACAACUGCAGCUGAAGUCCUUCGCCGUCUCCGUUAGGAGGCGUCUUCCGGGCUUCACAUUUCUCCCCAGAAUUAUACAGUACUUGUUCUUCUAUUCCGUCACCACCAUGGCCCUUCUGACGGUUUUGAGUGUCACGUUGCACCCUCCCCAGAAAUUACCAGACUUGUUCCCUGUGCUGGUGUGUUUUGUGUCCUGCAUAAACUUCAUGUUCUUCUUGGUAUACUUCAACAUUGUAAUCAUGUGGGAUUCCAACAAUGGAAGAACUCGGAAGAAAAUCAACUAGCUGUUUUCCAAAACAAAUGCAGUCUUCUGUUACGUGCAAGUGAACGUGCAUCUUUAGAGUCAUGGUAUCAUAGGAAAGAAAUGGCCAGUGCCUACCGUUAUCUACACAAACUGUUUAUGGGACCAAAACACUUGUUUCCUAAGUAUUUUCUGGUAAAGCAUAUUGUAGUUUUGCUAAUAUUCACAGAUAGUUAAAUGACAGAAUAAGAGAAAAAAAUGUCCCAGCUGGUUGCAGUACGCACAUCUGUAAUUCCGGUACUGGGAAGUGGAGGCUGGAGGACCUGGGAUCAAGAUCAUUCUUGGUGAUAUAGAAAGUUUGAGGCUAGCCUGGGCUCCAUGAGACCCAUCUUAACAAAAAAGGGAGAGAAAAAAAAUGUCCUUAAUACCAAUAUUUAAUAAUGGAAUUAUUCUAUAAAUUGUAAUUUUUAAAAAAGUUAAGUAUCGUGAGUUUAUUGGCAGAACUAAACCUCUGUCUUGUUUGAGCUUUAGCAUACAAGUAAUAAGCAUCUCAUUUAAAGUUGUAUCUCUGGGAAUUAACUUUUUUUUAAUAACUGAGAAGGUAUGUUGUGCUGUUUGAAAUUUGAAUAUGCAUUACUACAUAUGCAAAAUUGGAUGCUAAUAGAUUAAAUGGUAUUCUUGUUUCCAAGCACUUGAUUCCAUUUUUAAAAAGAACUUUAUUGAAUAUAAAAAUAAGAAGUUUAAAGUCUUAUGGUUACUCAUGGUCAUUAGUUCUAUAUAUUUAUAAUCAUUCUAAAUUAAACGACCUUAUCACGGAUUCCAGCUUCCUUUCUGCUACCUCGGUUAAGAUCUCCUUGGACACAAGUGUUUAUUCAGGUCAGGCCUCUUGUUGGCUUGUCCUGUAGAUAUGGCUAUCUCUUUUCCUGUGCUUUCUCUGGUUUCAACUGGUAAAAAUCAUGUAUUAUGUUUUCCUUUCUCAUGGAAAGCUGUUUCUUUAGUUUUGAUAAAAAUUAAAGUCACUUUACCA
This is a messenger RNA of Microtus ochrogaster (prairie vole), 2757 nucleotides long. It is a transcript of the gene Alg6, whose product is annotated as ALG6 alpha-1,3-glucosyltransferase. NCBI's taxonomy places the organism in Eukaryota, Metazoa, Chordata, Mammalia, Rodentia, Cricetidae. Gene Ontology annotation, biological process: dolichol-linked oligosaccharide biosynthetic process; protein N-linked glycosylation. Gene Ontology annotation, molecular function: dolichyl pyrophosphate Man9GlcNAc2 alpha-1,3-glucosyltransferase activity. The record is from RefSeq and is a predicted model, not a curated record. Gene Ontology annotation, cellular component: endoplasmic reticulum membrane.